Messenger RNA from Anopheles gambiae (African malaria mosquito), 6432 nucleotides. RefSeq names its product protein ECT2 (gene pbl). Gene Ontology annotation, molecular function: guanyl-nucleotide exchange factor activity; GTPase activator activity. Lineage: Eukaryota; Metazoa; Arthropoda; Insecta; Diptera; Culicidae. Gene Ontology annotation, biological process: regulation of cytokinesis, actomyosin contractile ring assembly; nervous system development; activation of GTPase activity. Bases 1086 to 5525 code for a protein of 1479 amino acids. The transcript is spliced from 13 exons. Gene Ontology annotation, cellular component: cell cortex; nucleus. The record is from RefSeq and is a predicted model, not a curated record.
CGUAAACCCGCCGCAACACAACUGCCAAGCGAAGCAGGGCAACACACACAAUCGCUCUCGUAAAGUGCGUCGCGCACGAUCGCGAAAGAUCCCGGGCGGUACGGUUCCGGCGUUGUUGGUACAGUGAAUGCGUGUGACGGAACACUCCUCUCCCCAGGCAAACUAUGGUUCAGUUUUUCGCGAGAAGGCAUCAUCGUCAACAUCAUCGGUAAAAUUACGGUCGCGUCGUUUGCGUUGAUUUUCCCUCGGCGGCGUGGUGCGGCAAGGGGGCUCCCAGUUCAGGUGCGAAAAGUGCGCGUCCCGGUCGUAGUAGGGCUUCGCAUCCCAUUUGCCUGCUGUGUGGCUCGAACGCGUGCAUUUUUACAGUAAAAUAAAACGGAGCAAACUGCAAGAUUUAGUGCAUUUGUGCGUGUGUGUGUGCAGUUUUUCUUAAGCCAGUGUAGUUUUUCCGUGAGGUAAGAAAAACCUGUUCUCAAAAGUGGGUUCAGAGUGCUUGUGUAUGAGUGUGUGUGUGCAGUGUGUUUCUUGUACCUGGGAGGAGGAAGGAAGCGUGAGCGCACGCAGCAUAAGCACAAGCCUCCGGUAGGCUGUGCUUCAUGGGCGCCUCUGUGCAAGCUGGUGUGUGUUAAUGUGUUCUGUGCGCAGUGUUUGUGUUAGUGUGUGUGUGCGUGUGGUAUGAGCCGUUCGCAGCGAUUGGUUUCAAUUUGGCAAGAAGGGAGAAAAAAGUAUGCUGUGGCGCGACAACUGAAAUGAAAUAAUCUCUUCUUCGCGAACGAUCGGGCCCAUCGUACUCUCACCAUCAGUGGACGUGAUAAGGCGCCCGUCUUUCUCUUCCAGACAAACGCUAAAGAAAACAACUAACUACAUUCCGAUGGUAAUGAGCUGAACAUAAUUUAAAAGAAAAAUCAACAUAAACGAAUAGACAUCAAACGGUGCAUCAACUGUGGCUGCACAUUUCAAUGCGAAAUCAAGUGCACUGACCCUGUGGUAAAGUGUGUGUGUGUGUGUAAUUCACCGUUUGCUGUGCAAACGACCACCAACAACAACGUCGCGCAUCGUGUCCUUUUUUGUGUGUCCCCGAAACGAUGAAAGAAUCAUUAUCGCUGCGUGAGAAGAAGGUUAGCAUAAUGUCGAGCGGCAUCGGCGGUGGCGAGACGGGCGAAACCGGCCUAACCGCCGAUAAGAAAUUGAUCCCGAUCACGCAUUUGUCAGCGUGCCAGCAGCAGAAGAAUCCAUUACAACCGAUCGAAAAUACGGCCGUGGAGCAGCAGCAGCAACAACCACAACAGCACCAGCAGCCCAUCAACGGUGCGGCGGCGGUGCUGAUGGCGACAGGGCUUCCACCACCACCACCAUCAUUGUCAGCUGGAAAUGUGGAAGCAGCUAUGUCGAUAUCGACGUCACCAUCAACGCCGGAAAUGACUCGGAUCUGUCUGGUGGGCCCGGUGGCACAGGAUGCGGCCACGCUGGCAGCGGCCCAAAGCCUCAAACUGCCGAUCGUGACUUCCGACACCGGCGCGGAGUACAUCGGGGACGACGACAUCAGCAUCAGCACCGUGUUCGUGCUGAACGACUUCGAAGGCCCGGUUUACGAUGCGAUCUACAAGGCGAAGCAAAGAAUCCUCGGACCACCGGCCUUACAGCAGGCUGUAAGAUUCAGUGAAGGGUUGGUGUGGAACAAUCGCCCGAUCUACAACUACUGCAUGCGCGGCGUCAUCACGUGCUUCACCGGCAUACGCAAGAAGGACGAACUGACACAUCUGGUGCAUUUGAUUCAUUCGAUGGGCGGCUCGAUACGGAAAGGCAUGGACACGAAGGUCACCCAUUUGAUCUGCAACUCUAGCGGAGGCGAAAAGUAUCGGUACGCCAUGACGUUCCGGUUAGCAAUCAUACGCCCGAACUGGGUGCUGGAGGCGUGGAAAAACCGGCACGAUCCUAACUUUUCCGCCACGAUCGAAACGUUCACCAAGCAGCACCGGCUGAAAGCGUUCGAGGGGCAGAAGGUGUGCUUCUUCGGCUUCCCGGAGGAGGAACAGCAGCACAUGAUCGAUGUGCUGCGCACGAACGGUGGCAUCCCGACCGAUCUGGAAGAUCCGGAAUGUUCGCAUGUGGUAAUGCCAAACACGGGCGCACACUUGAUCGAUGCAACCAUGCCGUUGGAGAGUGUUUCGCCGAAGAAACUGGCCACCGUUUCACCACCACCAGCACCAGCACCAGCAGCGGAUUUACCUGGGAGCGAAGAGCCAGAAGCGAGGGAGUCGAAGCAGCAGCAACCGCAGGAGAACAAUGCCGGAAAGGAAGCCACCGUGGCACUACCGUCCCUGCCGGAAGAGAACGAAUCGACGGAAGGAAUGGCAGCAGAGCCGGCAGGAAGCCGCAACGAUCGGAACGGCGAUCACAUGCUGAGCAUUGCGGAAAAUGACAACAAUCAGAAUCAGUUUGCGGAAAGCAGCAUCACCCGCCCGGCGGUACCGUACAUUGAUGAGGGAGCAGUACCGGAACCAAUGCCGGCAGCAGCUACAACAAACACUGCUGCACCAAAGCAGGACGGCAUCGUGCUUACAUCCGGCGAAGCGAACGAAUUUCUCAACCCGAACAAUCUUUCGCCCAUUUUAAAAACCGAACGGGGCGGCGGCAGCAUGGUGGACGAGUCGUUCCGCCGGAUCGUGGAGGAGAAGGACGAGGACGACGAGGACGACGAUACGAUGGACGAUUACGUGAUCGCUAGCCGGGAGGCGUACAAGCGCAAACGGCAGGAGGAUAGCUUCGACGACCCGUCGCUCCUGUCGGUGGACAUUUCGAUCGCAUCGACCGUCGGUGGCGCCACCAAUGGUGGUGGUGGUGGUGGUGGUGCCCUAUUACUGCACGGCGGUUCGGCCAAAAAGCCGAAGCUGACGCGGACGGGCUCGAUUACGCGCGGCAUACGGCGUAGCAUGAGCUUUGCCGCGAUUAAGACGCCGAUCAAGACGAUGCUGCGGUCGCGCCGCAGCUCGGUCGACCCGAACGCGUCGAACGCGUCGAUCAACAACACGAUCGAGGCGACGUUCAACGAGUCGAUCAAGAAGCCGGUGAAGGAGAAGCUGCGCAGCAUCCGGGACAAGAUCACGAAGAGCGGCAAGAAGGACUGCACGCCCAAGACGAUCAAGGGCCGGGGUUUGAUCACGACGGCCAAUCUGGACAGCCUGAAGCAGGUGUGCAACUUCAAGUCGGUGGAUGGCGGGAAGGCGGCCGCGGUAGUGCCGGCCGGACCGCACACGCCCGAGCAGUGCAAGGAUCGGAGCGAGGUGGACUUCAAGACGCCGGUCGCGCCGGUUGCCGCCGCCAGCUUCGGCGGGCUGAACGGUUCCGCUGCGAAGAUGCUGACGCGCAGUCGGGGCAAGAUUGGGAGCUGUUUGGCGAAAGGCGAAGCAACACUGCAGCAACGCCACUCGAUCGCGUCGAUUGGUGGUGCAGGAGCGGAUGGAGAGGAUACGCUGAUGGAGCUGGACGAGGAGGAGACGGCUAAGGCUGCGAAUGCCGUUGCUCCGAUGGCGAUCGACGAGGAGGAGCAGGGAAAGAAUGUCGAUGCCGGCGCCGGCGUUGGUUCGGAAGAUGCAGACAUGAUGCCGGUGGUGGAUGAGCACGUCGUUCAGGCGAAACCGGAAACGAAGAACAAAAACACCCACAUCGUCAAGGCCGACUGGUUCUGGUACACGAUCCAGGCAGGCUAUGCGAACGAGUGCGACUAUCUGUUUGCGGACUAUUUGGAGAGCAUAGCGCACACACCGGUCGUGGAUCGGCGCGAUUCGCUGCCGGUCAGCUUCAACAAGCGCAAACGGAAGCGCCUCUCGCAGCGAACGCCGGCGGACGGUGGUAGCGGCGGGACGCCGCUCGGUGUCGGCAAACGGCGCUCGUCCGUGUCCGAUGCCGGGCUGCUGUCCGUGUCCGGCAGCUUCCUGGACUGCACGGUCAGCCCGGACAAGCAUGAGAGCAGCAAGAAGGGCGCCAUUCCCGAUUCGGCCAAAGCGUCCGCCGACCAGCAGCAGCAGCAGCAGCAGCAGCAGCAAUCGGCCAAAACACAGUCGAUGCGGCACAACCACUUUAUGGACUUUUUCCACACGGAAUCGAACUACGUCGGCAUACUGGACACGAUCGUGAAGCUUUUUAAGGAACCGCUCGAAGAGAUGGUGGAGAAUGAAAAUCGGCUGCUGAACAAAUCGGAACUGCGGUCCAUCUUUGGCAACUUUCUACCGAUCCACGACGUGCACAAGCGGAUGCUGGACCGGCUGAAGGCGAUACACGCCUGCUGGAGCGAGGAGGUGCUGAUCGGGCAGAUCGUGCUGGACCAUCGGGACGAUCUGCUGAAGGCGUACCCGCCGUACGUGAACUUUUUCGAGCAGAUGAAGGAAACGCUCGUCCAGUGCGAUGCGACCAAUCCGCGGUUUCAUGCAUUCCUCAAGAUUAACCAGGCGAAGCCGGAGUGCGGCCGCCAGUCGCUGCAGGAUCUGAUGAUACGGCCGGUGCAGCGAUUGCCCAGCAUCAGCCUGCUGCUUAAUGACAUAUUGAAGCACACCGGCAAAGCGAACCCGGACCACAAAAAGCUGGACGACGCGCUGAAAGCGAUCCGGGAGGUGAUGACGUACAUUAACGAGGAUAAGCGCAAAACGGAGGGACAGAUGGCAAUGUUUGACAUUUUCAACGAUAUCGACAACUGUCCGCCUCAUCUCGUCUCGUCCCAUCGUAGCUUCGUGUCGCGGUGCGAGGUGACGGAGCUGUCGGACAGUCUGAGCGGGCGGGGCGACCCGCUGGUACUGUUUCUGUUCAGCGAUACGCUCGAGGUGUGCAAAAAGCGCUCCCGGGUGUUCAAUAAUGUGAAGUCGCCGAACACGAACAGCCUCAAUCUGACGCGGUCGUCCUGCGCGACGACGAAACCGUACAAGCACGUGAAGCUGAUGCCGCUCAGCACGGUCCAGCUGGUGGUGAACAUCGUGGACAGUCCGCGCGCCUUCAUGCUGAACUGCCGCGAGCUGGCCCAGAACGCGAAGGACCGCCAGUACUCGUUCAACAUUGCGGACGAGGAGCAGGACAAGCUGCUCUACCUGAAGAGCCUGUCGAAGCAGAUGGCGGAGAACGCGUGCCGGACGGAUGCGGGCCACUUUCUGAUCAACAGCACCGCGGACGAGGUGGACAUCGACGUGAGCGACAUUAAUGUGGGCACGCUGUCGAAAGCGUUCAAAAUCGCUUCCAAGACGCGGAUGAAGGUUGGCCGCGUGUUUUCGUUCAACAAAACGCCCUCGAAGCUGAAGCGCACCGUGUCCACGAUGAUGCCGUCGCCGUUUGGCAGUACGCAGUCACUGACGCCCGCCUCCCAGCUGGCACAGAUGAAACUGGCAAGCUGUACGAAUUUAAAUGAGGUUUGUGAGGAAGGAGCCGACUCGAACGGAUCGUCACCCUCGUCCUCCAAGCUGGUGGCGCCGAUGUCCGUGCAGCCGACGCGCAAAAACAAAAAUCCACCCAUAUCCAUUGGCGCCCUUCGACCCCUAUAGAAGGCUGCUGGAUCCGCUUUAAAGCAUCGACACAGAGAGAGAGAGAAGGAGAGUUGGAACGCGAUGGUAUUGUACAGUUGGACAGUUGUGUACCGAUUGUGAUUGCGAGUGCGGUAUUGUUCGAGCGCUGUAAAGCGGUUAAUGCUGCUGAUGCUAUUCGAAAUUUAUGUACAUAUUAUAAUCAACAGAUUAGUAAGUUAUAACAUGAUCGAAUCGAAUUGCGCGCUACCAUGCCAUGCAGAUUUUGGGAAGCAAGAUCGUUGUUUCCCUCUGUUCAAAAUUACGAGCCGUACGAUGUGUGCGUUGUCAAUACUUUUUUUUCUUAAUUGAUUUGUAGUCUUACACUUAUGGUAUCAAUAAUCAUCCUUUAGUUUUAACGCUUGAUGGCAGUUGCAUGGCAGUUUUUCCUUUCACUGUGUCACGCCGGACGCUCGGUCGAUCCGAGUCAAAGGGGAGCCGGUGGGAAGAUUGUGACCGGAUAGAACAAGCGCGCACAACAAACAAACUACUUUUUUAUGUUAAGGUGUUUAAGGGAAGAGUUUUACGGGCAAAGAUUUCAGCACGAACGCGUAAUCGAACGCGUGUGUGCAGGGGUAGCUAGCUAUGCAGCUGUGGGAAGGUUAUAAAGCAAUAUAACAGUUUAAAAAUGGCAAUGGUGUGGUGUCCCUCUCACAGAAUUCCUCUGGUAAGCAGGAAGGUGGUGCAGAUGGGAAAGAGAAAAUAGAAGCGCGCAAGAGUAGAAAGUAUAGUUUGCUUGUUUUUUUUUCCCCGAAGCAAGUGGUGAAUGCAACAAAUGCUAGGACGAAUAGAAAUAAAUAAACCUCUUCGAAGGUUGGGUGGUUUCGUGUACUUUUGGCGAGCGCACCCGCUAACCGUACCCACGAAUGUAUAAGUACCCAUUUUGUAA